Messenger RNA from Aphis gossypii (cotton aphid), 6525 nucleotides. It is a transcript of the gene atk, whose product is annotated as protein artichoke. The record is from RefSeq and is a predicted model, not a curated record. The coding region runs from base 353 to 4930 and encodes 1525 amino acids. Gene Ontology annotation, cellular component: extracellular matrix. The transcript is spliced from 11 exons. Gene Ontology annotation, molecular function: protein binding. NCBI's taxonomy places the organism in Eukaryota, Metazoa, Arthropoda, Insecta, Hemiptera, Aphididae.
GUGCCAGUGUUUGGCGUGUGUUUGUAUACGACUUCUGACACGCGCUGUUGUGGCUACCGAAAAACGAAUUAGGCAGUUUUUUCCCGAUUUCAAAACGCCCGAUUAUCGUUCGCAAACAUACACGCACCUGUGAACUGAAUACUUUUUAUUAUUACAAUAAACACAUCAGAUAUUCAAUUUUGGAAAACGUACGAUCUGUCGGUGAUUCGCGGUUUCCAACAAAUAUCUACUGUUUGUCUGUUUGUAGAUUACUCAUAUCGAAUGGUAAAGUAACUGAUAAAUUCGAUAGACGACCAAGACCAUCAUGCCGUAUCAGGAGAAGACCGUGACCGGUUGAGGUCAUGACGACGCAAUGCGGUCCACCGACGGUCUGCUGGCACUGCUAUGGGUCAUCAUCGCCAUAGCUGUGACUGCGAGGACGCCGCGUGUCGCGGCGGCUACGUGCCCACAGCCAAGUGAUGCCGUCCGGCGAUGCAAGUGUUCCAGCCGAGACAAUGAAAUUCAGAUAUGGUGUAGUCAUGGAGAUUCGAAGACCAUAUUUGAUGAGUUGAAGCAGUUAGCUUCAUCCGUAACAGAUCCAAUUGACGAACUAAUAUUAGAAAAUAAUGCCAUUUCGUCAAUGCCUGCCAAUGCUUUUUCAACUUUAAAAAUUAUACGAUUAAUGUUACGUGAAAAUGGAAUUCAAAAAGUUGCUUCAAACUGGUUAUCUGAUCAAGAAACAAGCAUACUAGAAUUGUUUAUAGUAGAAGCAGAACUUAGAAGUUUUCCAGAGGAAAGUUUAAUGGUAUUACCUAGACUAGAAGCUCUAUCGUUAAUCGCAGGAUCAUUAACGCGACUACCAAUAAUAUCUGGCUUAGCUAGAUUGAGGUAUGUUCAAAUCGAAGCAUCUUCAUUGAUAAACAUGGGAACAGGCAAUUUCUUGGGGUUGCCAUUUCUAGAACAGUUGCAUAUCACUGGUUCUCCAAAAAUGCAAAAGUUGGACGUAGGCACUGUACAGGAUUUGCCUCGACUAUUUUUGUUAAAUUUUACGGAUUGUGGAAUCACGUGGAUGCACCCUAGAGCUUUUGCUCGUUUGCCAUCACUUCUUGAACUAUCGUUAGUCGGCAACAAGUUAGCUGAUGCAUCAAAUAUUGGAGGAGCAAUUAGAGAUUUGACCUCUUUAACUACAAUUAGACUCGAUAGAAAUGAAUUAGAAUUCAUUAAUGAAGCCACAUUCGUAGAUAUACCGUCGUUGCGUUAUGUCUAUCUAUCCACCAACAAGAUAAGUGAUAUACGUAGAGGCGCAUUUCAUCGAAUGCCCAAUCUAAAGUCAAUCGACAUAAGCAAAAAUCAAGUUCGUCAUAUCCACCCGGAAUCAUUCACGCCCAUUCGCGAUAACAAUCUAGAAGAAUUAUGGUUAUCUGAAAAUUCCAUAGACAAUGCGAUGACAAUAAGAUUAAUUUUAGACAUGUUUCCUAAACUACGUUUUCUGGAUGUCAGUCGGAAUCAGUUGCAGGACAUUAUUUACGGAUCAGUACAGGGACAUUCAAGGCUAGAAAUGUUGUACUUAGAACACAAUAGACUACAAAGGGUUGGCAGGGAAACAUUCACUGCUAUGCCAAUGUUAAGGGAAUUGAGAUUGGCAAAUAAUUCGCUGUCCAAUUACCUAGCAAUUCCUCUAUGGAAUUUACCCAUGUUAAAAGGUCUUGACAUAUCGUUUAAUAAAUUUGAUAAACUAGAACGACGUAUGCUAGCUACAUUGCCAUCAUUAAGGCGAUUUGAUAUUAGUCACAAUGCUGUUUCAUCAUUAGAUCCGACCACUUUUAUCGACACUCCAAAUUUAGAACAUAUAAAUAUAUCUCAUAACAACAUAGAUUCUAUAAACUCUUUAACACUAUCCCACUUAUACCAUUUGUACGAAUUCGACGCAAGUCACAAUAGACUUAAUCAAUUUGUUGGUGGUAUGCCAAGAGCCAUUGAAUACUUAUAUUUAUCUCACAAUAAAAUUAUGAGCUUGCCAAGUGAUGGUUCAACAGAUUUACAUCUACCAGCCUUGAAACUUCUUGAUGUUUCAGAUAAUGGUAUUCAUAGAGUACCAUCAAAUUCAUUAAUUGCUUUAAAUUUAUUGCGUUGGCUCUAUUUGGGUGGAAAUUCAAUGCAACAACUGGAUAAUGGAGCAUUUAGUGGAUUAAGCCAAUUGGAAAUACUGACAUUAAACGACAAUAAAUUAUUAAGUAUACAUCCGAACACUUUUAAGGAGUUACCACUACUCAACGAAUUAAAUUUAAAAGGAAACAGAUUAGAAGUUUUAGAACCUUCUUUGUUGUCUAAUAAUGAAAAAUUGAAAAAACUCGAUGUAAGUCAUAAUAGGCUAACUGAAAUCCAUGAAUCAUACUUUUCUGUAAAUAAGGAACUCGAAGAACUAUCUAUUGCUCAUAAUUCUUUAUCGGAGUUUCCAACAUCAUUAGCAGCGAAUCCAAACCUAAAAAUUCUAGAUUUAAGAAAUAACGAAAUUAAACAUAUGAAAAGUGGAAUGGUCUCGUCAAUGCCAUACUUAAAAGAGUUGUACUUGUCAGAAAACAACUUAAAUAUUUUACACGAAGGGGCCUUUCAACAGCUACCAAAUUUGACUAUUUUAGAAAUGGAAGGAAAUAAUCUUAACACAUUACCUUCGUAUGGAAUACAAAGCUUGCCAAAUCUUAUGGUUGUAAAAAUGGCUAGAAAUAAAUUGGUAUCCUUACCAAGUGCAGCUAUGGUGAAUUUACCAAUGCUACAAAUUGUCGAAUUGCAACAAAACCAACUCAAUGAAAUAGCCAGUGAUGCAUUUGUUGGUAUACCAAAUUUAAUUAUGAUGAACUUGAGCCACAAUUAUUUGAAUGGUAUGGAAAAAUCUGGUUUAAAUAAUCUAAGAAACUUAGAAGUUCUCGAUUUAAGCCAUAACAAGUUAAAACAAAUUACUACUAGAAGCAUACAAAAUAUGCACUCUUUAAUUAUGUUAAAACUUGAUAACAAUAGGUUGUGUAAUAUUAUUGGAAGCCCAUUUGAAGGAAUGAGCCGUUUAAGAGUAUUAAGCUUGCGAGAUAAUAAGAUGACUUCACUUUCUGAAUCUACGUUUAACAGCAUCAAACCCACAAUAUCUCGUUUGGAUGUUGAUGGUAAUCCAGUACACUGUGCUUGUAACAUGAGGUGGUUGCAAUCAUGGUUAAGAACGACAGCUGACAGUUUUGGUCCUAGGUGUACUGAUGGUACUUUACUUAGAGAAAUGACUUUUACAUCAAAACACUGCGACGAAAAAGAAUUAAAUAAUAUUGAGGAAAACAUUCCCGGUUGUGAAAUCGAAUCUGUUCCUGUUAGUAAUGCAAAUACGGUGACUUCAAAUAAGGUAACAACGUGGACAAACAGCGAAGAAUCCGAUAAAAAUAAACCACUGCCAGAAGAAACUGAUUAUUUUUACGAUGAUGUCGUUGAUUUAAAUGACAAAGUUGAACACCAAAGAGGUUUUUCAACUGAGAAAACAUUGUCGACAAUAUCUCCUGCUAUUUUAUCACAUUAUGUACCCGGUGAUACACCAACAUUGUAUGCUAGUUCUCGGCCAAAUAGCUCUUCCCCUUACACCGAUGACCACUCGGUGCAGAGCAACGCUGGUGGUACUGCGUACACAUUUUUCGGCGUACCAAUACCACCGCUGAAUUUGAACAAUAUAUGGGGUCAAGGCAAAGGUACAGGUAAAAGACUCAAGGAUAGUAGACGGAAUUCAUUGCCAAAAAGGACGUCAACAGUAGACCAGGAUGGUUUUACGCCUAAUUUGCCGGGCACUGGAAGUUUCCGGCCAAUGAUGACUACUCCAGAUAAUACUUUCUUUGGGGAAGACAUGGAGAACGAUGGCGACGAAGAUAAUAUUUACAGAAAUAAUAGUGCAUCUAAUAAAAUUAUAGGUUCCGGUAGUCCUCCGCGGUAUCAACUCAGCAGCACUACAGAAUCACCAUACCGUUAUGAUAGAUUUUCCAGCAACGACUUAAGUUUUUCUAAGUUCGUAAACAUCACGACUCGUGAUUCCUUAUACGAAUCGGCCACUAUAAAUUCAAUCAUUAGACCAACUGCUAAACCUAGUAUGACCAACAACCAGCAACAGACGUUGGCGACAGCUACCACUAUACAAAAUGAUUUGGUUAACCAAUCCGAAAUUCCAUUUGUUCAAUUGUCAACAGUGGGACCCGCGACGACGAGCUCGACGACCCAACAGCAACGUCAGUUCGCAGCCGUCACGCAUCCGGACUCCGCAGCAGCGUCGACGUUUGCGCCCGGAUCAACUGCAGCGGCCCCCGAAGCGGUCAACGUGUCCACGCCAUCGUCGCUGACCGGUUUCUUGGCACCCGGCGGUCAGCUACCCGUGUUCAAAGACGGAACCGGUGGCCAAGCGUCGUCGGCUCAUAAAGACGGAACCGGUGGCCAGGUGCCGUCGUCUCACAAAGACGGCGGCGGUGGUGUAGUGGUCACCGGAAAACCAUCCAUCGUAAAGGUGACGCUGAGUCCGCCAGCAGGCCAACAGAGCCAGCAACAGCAACAGCAACCGCAGCAACAACCACAGCACCAGAGGCCACAGUCGGCGGCAGAAGACACAAAGUACUCGAAAAGCGGCUCCAACAAUCACCAGCAAGCGUACCAACUGCCGUCGCCCACCAGGUCGACGGACGCGUUUCAGUCGACGCCGUUCAAGACGAGUUCGGCAAGCGACUGGUACUACGCCAACUACAACAAAACCAAUGUGGAACCGUUCGUCAGCAAGACGUCGUCCGCGGCGUCCCGUUCCGGCCACCCGCCCGCCAUUUCGGCCACGGCGGCGAUUGCUGCGGCCGCCAUAACGGCCGUUUCCAGUUUCGGACGAUCGCCCGCCGCCGUCGUGAUACCAUACUGUACUUUGACCUAUAUUUUAUACUGUAAUUAUUAUUAAUUAUCGUUUGCGAAUCACAGUGUAAAAAUGUACCUUCAAACAGUAUUCGGCUUUUAGGAUAUUAUAAUAACACCGUGUAGAUUUAGAUUACGUAUUGCUAUUAUAUAGACGAACCUCUGAACAUUUACAUAAUUCGUGACUCAUGUUAUACCUACUUAUAGCUUAUACACUAUAUAAUAAUAUUGUAUUACUCGAUUCGUCUUCGUUCGUACUCUUGUAGUCGGUGGCUGAAAAAUCUACGACCAAACGUAAGAAUUUUCCGAAAAAUUAACAUUGCCUUUAUCAGCGUUGCAUAAACGUAUUAUAUUGUAAAGCGCGACGUCGUUUAUUAAAAUCUUCAUUUGCACGAGGGAUGUUGUAAAAGUCUAAAAUGUAAUUUACCUAAGAGCCAUUGGCAUACCGCAUACCAAAGUCACGAAGAACCCUAUAGAUAAUUAAUCCUUACCUUCAUAAUAAACUAUUCACCUCGAAAACAAAAUCCUAUGCCACUACGUCACUAUGGCUUGUAGUAUACAAUAUUCAACUGUUAAACGGAAUCUACCUAUUAAAUAUAUUAUAUGCCUAUACUUAGUCAUUGAUUGCGACUAAGGCUCAGAAGUAAUAGAAGUUGCAUAGUUGUAUAUUAUAGUAAUAGUAUGUAUUUUUUCAUUGAUUUUUAUACGCAUAUUAAGCAUUGAUUUUUUAUGUUUUUUUUUUUUUUUAAAUUGAUUCCUUUCUUUUUCUUAAACUGUUUAUUUUAAAUAAUAUUAAAUAUAAAUGUUAAUAUUAUUAUACGUUGGAAUUUAUUGCCAUCGUCACAUACACGUUAGUCUCGUACAAUUUCUUCGUACAUAUUCGUAGCAUAUUUUAGCUUCUAUAACUUCCGAGUCGCAGUUAUAAGUUAUAACCAAUAGUAGUUGUAGAUAUUAUAUUAUACCCAUAUUAAGCUAUAUCGCUACGCGUUGAUAUGUUAUAUAAUAUAUAUAUAUAAAUAUACAUGAUUACUGUUCGAUUUUAUUUCAUGUUAGUAUUUUAACAAAUAGAAGAUUUAUUUUUCAUCGUUUUCCGGCAACAAAUCCUAUUAUUACACUUACCCUAAUGUACGAGUAGAUGCUUAUAUAGGCAAUAGGUAAUCCUAAUCCUAAACACUACAAAAUGUUGUUAUUAACAAUUUUUGGAGUAUAUUAGUAUAUAUUAUAUUGUAAACAUAUUUUAAUACACAUCAAAAUAUUAUAUGGCAAUAUUGUUUUUAAAAUACAAACUUACUUUUAUAAUAUUUUAUAUUAUUAUAGGCUUUUAUUUAACAUGCCUAUACCAGGUAUUACCUCUAUAUUAUAAGUUGUAACUUGUGUAAUAAUGUAAUGUAUACCGAUCUAUUAGUGUACAUGUAAUGUAGUAUAUUAUGCACCAUUGUAUCAUAAUAAUAUUAUAUUUAAUGGUUUACAAUACUGAAUACAUAUUUUUUCAGUUAUCUCCAAAUUAAUGAUGUACCUAUGUGGUAUAAAUAGAUACCUAGCUAAUUCUAUUUUAUUUUUUAUUUCUAUCUAUUUGUGUUUGAUUUCUGAUAUUAUGUUACACUUCUUGCUCUAACCGUAUUAUGUAUUGAUUGAUUUUUU